CUGCUCGCCUGGUCCACAUUCCGGCCGGCCCAACAGAACCAGCUUCUAUCAGAAUGGCAGAAGGAAAGCCAAUGGAAGGCUGUGGUCAGUGCGUCAAGUACCUUCUAUUUAUUUCCAACUUUCUAAUCCUGCUUGGCGGGGCGGCCGUGCUGGCGGUCGGCAUCUGGACGGUGGUGGACAAGUCCGAGUUUGAGAAGCUGUUCGGCACCGACCUGUACGCCUCGUCAGCCUACAUCUUCAUCCCCAGCGGUGUUGUGGUAGUGCUCAUCUCGUUGCUCGGCUGCAUCGGCGCCGUCAAGGAGGUCCGCUGCAUGCUGUUUUCGUACUUCACGAUCCUGCUCGUGAUGUUCGUGGUGCUGUUAGUGGGCGGCAUCGUCAGUUACGUGUUUAAGCAACGCGUGCAGGAUACGAUUGAAGCACAGAUGAUGGUUUCCCUGGACGAGUACGAGACGAAGCCGGCCAUCAAGGACGCCUGGGAUGCGGCACAGACAACGCUGGCGUGCUGCGGCUUGUCGGGACCGCGCAGCUGGAGCGGUCACCUCAGCACGCUGCCCGACUCGUGCUGUUCCGGCCCGGCGGCCACCUCCUGCUCUGUGGCGCAGGCGCACCAGCUCGGCUGCCGCGACCGGCUGCAGCAGUUCGCGCUCGAUCACGCCUCCAUCCUGGGCGGCGUCGGCGUCGGCAUCGCUUUUGUCAUGCUGCUCGGCAUGGUCCUCUCGCUGGUGCUUUUUAAGAUGAUCAAGUGA
This is a messenger RNA of Pollicipes pollicipes, 746 nucleotides long. Its product is annotated as tetraspanin-11. The coding region runs from base 54 to 746 and encodes 230 amino acids. Gene Ontology annotation, cellular component: plasma membrane. NCBI's taxonomy places the organism in Eukaryota, Metazoa, Arthropoda, Thecostraca, Pollicipedomorpha, Pollicipedidae. The record is from RefSeq and is a predicted model, not a curated record. The transcript is spliced from 5 exons.